GUUUAGAUUUUAAUAAUGUCUUCUUAUCGCGAUGUGGUUAAAGCGGCCCGUAGUCUGCUAACCUACGAGAGAAAAUUUCACGUAGUCGUGGCAAACAGUGUACGUGCAUUUUCCUCAAAGUGCGAGAAACCCAAGGGCGUGGUCGUGGGUGCUUAUCAGAAGGAUGGUGACAAGCCCAUUCGAUCUUCAGAGAAUGCCGUCCUGCUCGACGAUGCCGUCGGCGGCAGGAUAAUGAGCUUGAUCAGAGAACGCGGCAUGGAUGGUCGUCCCGGCAAGGGAUUGCUCUUCAACGGACUGGAAGGCGAAUUCUCGUGUGUCGCCGUUGUUGGCAUGGGACCAGCUGGCGCUGGCUACAAUGAGCUCGAGGAACUGGACGAGGGCAUGGAAAAUACUCGCAUUGCGGCCGGCACAGGAGCACGAGCCUUGCAACUGCAGCGCAUGGCCGAGGUGCAUGUCGAUGGCAUGGACUUCCCCGAGCAGGCUGCCGAGGGUGCGGCAUUGGCCGUGUGGCGCUACAACGCCAACAAGCGCAAGAAGAACCGCUUGGCCACCCCCAAGUUGCACAUGUACGGCAAGGGGGAUCACGAUGCCUGGGUGCGUGGCCUGUUCAAGGCCGAGUCACAGAAUCUGGCGCGACGUCUGUCCGACACGCCGGCCAAUCAGAUGACGCCUUCGAUAUUCGCACAGGCUGCCGUGGAUGCGCUGUGUCCCUGCGGCGUGGCCGUGGAGGUGCGCUCCAUGGACUGGAUCGAGGAUAUGAGCCUCAACUCGUUCCUCAUGAUUGCCAAGGGCUCGUGUGAGCCGCCGCUCCUGCUGGAGUGUACCUACUGCGGUACCGCUCCCGAGGAGAAGGGCAUCUUGAUGUUGGGUCAAGGCCUGACCUUCCACAGCGGCGGUCUCUGCCUGAAAAAGAAGACGGGCAUGGACAAGUAUCGUGGCGCGAUGUCCGGGGCAGCUGUCUGCGUGGGCGUCCUGCGUGCCGCAGCUGCCCUCUCCCUGCCCAUGAACAUAACGGCUGUGAUUCCCCUCUGCGAGCACAUGCCCUCCGGCAUGGCGGUCAAGUGUGGUGACGUCGUGACGCUGCUCAAUGGCGUUACGCUGGGCAUCAAGAAUGUGGACAAGGCGGCUGUCGUGAUGAUGGCGGAUCCCCUGCUCUAUGCCCAGGCCAAUUUCAAGCCGAAAAUGAUCCUCACCGUUGGCUCGGUGGCACGUGGUGUUAGCUAUGGCCUUGGCGGCAGCGCGACUGGAUUGUGGAGCAACUCUGCGUUCCUGGCCAAGCAAUUCCGCAAAGCCGGCUCCAUUACCGGCGAUCGCAUCUGGCGUAUGCCUCUCUUCCGCUACUUCCGCGAGAUUAUAACCGACAACUCGACGUACGAUAUGAGCAAUUGUGGACGCGGACCAGCAUCGUCCUGUUUGGCAGCAGCCGUUAUGCAUUCGCUGGUGCCGUGCCUGGAUUGGGCACAUCUUGACAUCCGCGGCACUGGCAUGACCACCCAGGUGAAUCCUCUGCCCUAUUUAUUAAAGGAUUGCAUGACCGGACGCCCGACCCGCACAGUCAUCCAGUUUAUGUACCAAAUGGCCUGUUCCCAGUCUUAACAAAUCUGUCUUGAUGCCCUAAGGAAAUUAUUGUUAUAACUUAACAUUUGGAUGUAGUACCUUUGGAUUAAAAAUGUUCAGAAUCAGACAAUUAAAAUGCAGCUUUUUCUCUGACUAUUGCGU
This is a messenger RNA of Drosophila innubila, 1719 nucleotides long. RefSeq names its product cytosol aminopeptidase-like. The transcript has a single exon. Gene Ontology annotation, molecular function: metalloaminopeptidase activity; manganese ion binding. Gene Ontology annotation, cellular component: cytoplasm. Bases 16 to 1596 code for a protein of 526 amino acids. The record is from RefSeq and is a predicted model, not a curated record. Lineage: Eukaryota; Metazoa; Arthropoda; Insecta; Diptera; Drosophilidae. Gene Ontology annotation, biological process: proteolysis.